Paracoccidioides brasiliensis Pb18 is the source of this 864-nucleotide messenger RNA. RefSeq lists its product as uncharacterized. The record is from RefSeq and is a predicted model, not a curated record. The coding region runs from base 1 to 864 and encodes 287 amino acids. The transcript is spliced from 5 exons. Gene Ontology annotation, molecular function: methyltransferase activity.
AUGUCCGAAUCCCAAAUCUACGAUCACGUCCAGAAGCACUAUAGCUCUGCCGCUAAAACCAGCGACGAGAACUAUGGCCGUGAUGUUGCAAAAGCUUUUGGAUAUUCCAAAGAGGAGCUUGCCAGUAUUCCCCAGGAUGCUAAUCUGGGCCUAAGCUGCGGAAAUCCGCUCGCCCUGGCCCAAUUAAGGGAGGGAGAAACCGUGAUAGAUCUCGGUAGCGGAGCGGGAAUCGACGUAUUCCUUGCUUCCAAAAAUGUCGGUCCAAAUGGAAAAGAUAUGCUCGCCCGCGCAAACCUCAACAAGGAAAGAACCGGGGCUACAAACGUCACCUUCGUCGAGUCACAAAUCACUGCCAUAGCCCUCCCGCACGGCAUCGCCGACUGUAUCAUCAGCAACUGCGUUGUCAACCUCGUCCCGGAGCCCGACAAGCAGCUCGUCUUUAAUGAGAUGGCCCGUCUGCUUAAAUCGGGUGGUCGCGUCGCUAUCAGUGAUAUCCUGGCCAGAAAGGAGCUGACGCCGGAGCUCAAGCAGAGCAUCGCCCUGUAUGUCGGCUGUAUUGCUGGUGCUAGUAAGGUGGGAGAUUAUGAGAAGUAUUUGAAGGAGGCUGGGUUUAGUGAUAUCCUCAUCGUUGAUGCGAAGAAUGAUCUGAAUGUCUAUACCUCCGCACUUGGUAAUCCCGAAAGUGCCAGUGGUGGCUGCUGUGGCGAAGUGAGGAAGCCGGAUCCGUCAACCUCUUGUUGUUCGGGUGCUCCAAAGGAGGAGCGCAGGUCGGCGGUUUGUUCUAAGACAUUCAAGGCCGACUUCAAGAAUAUCGACUUCAACGAGUGGGCGGGUUCGUUUAAAAUAUACGCAGUCAAGGGUUGA